CAUCCUUUGUGGGGAAAUACAGUGAGACCAUAUUUUGAACACAUCCAAAGCUCUAGCAAUGAUGAACAAAUUAUCCAAUCCAGAGGGUCCCGUUGUGUAAUCUGCACCGCUCAUUGAAAGCAAAGACGGGAAGAGAUAUGGGAAGCAGAGUCCAUCUUCCUCUUUUCGAAACCAGGCUUGCCAACGGCCUCCUCUUCUUUCGAUUCUAUGCAGCUUCCAUAUUCAUCACCAUCUUCUUCAUUUGUUUCUAUCGACUCACCUGUUUUCCACUCCAACAAGGCAAAAUCCAGAGCUUGUCUUGGUUCGGAAUGUUCCUGUCUGAACUCUGGUUUGGUUUUUACUUCUUCACCACCGUUGUUGUCAGGUGGAACCCUGUCUUUCGUUCCACUUUCAAGAGCAGGCUUUCUUCCAGGUAUGCUGAAGAAGCUUUGCCGGGUGUAGACAUUUUUGUUUGCACGGCGGACCCCGUGAUAGAGCCACCCAUAAUGGUGAUCAAUACGGUGUUAUCGGUUAUGGCUUAUGACUAUCCGUCUGAGAAGCUGAGUGUGUAUCUGUCCGAUGAUGGGUGCUCGGAUCUAAUGUUCUAUGCUUUGUUAGAAGCUGCACGUUUUUCCCGGGUAUGGCUGCCGUUUUGCAGGAAGCUGAAAGUAGAACCCAGGUCGCCGGAGAUUUAUUUCAGGAAUACUGUUGAACCCAGUGAUGAUUCUGCCGUGUCCCAGCGCUGGUUGCUCAUCAAGAAAUCUUAUGAAGAAAUGAAGAUGAGGAUAGAAACGAUGGCAAAGUUGGACAAAAUUCCAGGUGACAUACGCAAGGAACACAAGGGAUUUCGCGAGUGGCAUUUCGUUUCAACCCGACAUGAUCAUCAAUCCAUUCUUCAAAUCAUAAUUGAUGGAAGAGACCCUUCCUCCAUGGAUAUCGAAGGAAAACCUUUGCCAACCCUCGUAUAUUUGGCACGUGAAAAAAGACCUCAUUACCACCAUAAUUUCAAGGCUGGAGCAUUGAAUGCAUUGAUAAGGGUGUCAUCCAGAAUCAGCAAUGCGCCGUUCAUCCUUAACGUAGACUGCGACAUGUUUUCGAAUAAUUCGGAAGCCAUCAGAGACGCUCUUUGCUUCUUUCUGGAUGAAGAGAAGGGACGUGAGAUUGCUUAUGUGCAAUAUCCACAGAGCUUUGACAACCUCACUGAAAAUGAUAUCUAUGGCAAUUGCUCCAGGGUUAGGACGGGGUUGGAGUUUGCAGGUUUUGAUGGGAACGGAGGACCUCUCUAUAAUGGAACCGGAUGCUUUCACAGAAGACAAACUCUUUGUGGAAUGAAGUAUAGAGAGGAUUUCAAGUUUGAAUGGAAGCCAAUGGAGUAUGGCAGAAACACUAAACAGAGUGCAAAUGUCUUGGAACAAAGUUCCAAAGCUCUUGCAAGUUGUUCUUUUGAAGAAAAUACACAAUGGGGAAAGGAGAUGGGAUUAAAGUAUGGAUCUAUAGUGGAGAAUAUACUCACAGGAUUAUCGAUACAAUGUCGAGGUUGGCGGUCCAUCUACUUCAACCCCGAAAGGAAGGCGUUCCUUGGAGUUGCUCCGAAAACACUGCUGCAAUACCUAAUACAACAGAAGAGAUGGGCUGAAGGUGACUUUCAGCUCUUUCUCUCAAAGUAUUGUCCCCUUAUCUAUGGACACAAAAGGAUCCCUCUAAAACUCCAGCUUUCAUACUGUCUCUACUUUCUGUGGGCUGUGAAUUGCUUAGCUACACUAUACUAUGUUACUGUCCCUUCCCUUUGUCUUGUUAAGGGUAUCCCUCUGUUCCCAAAGAUGUCAUGCCUUUGGGUCCUAUCAUUUGCAUAUGCCAUGAUUGCCAGUUGUAUGCAAAGCCUGGGAGAAUUUUUAUGUUGUGGAGGCACAAUCCAAGGUUGGCUAAACGAUCAACGGACGUGGAUGUUCAAAAGAACAACUUCCUACCUGUUUGCUUUCUCCGACACGAUAAUGUCGAUGUUCGGAUUCUCGGAGUCAACCUUUGUAAUCACUGAAAAGGUGGCUGAUGAGGAAAUAUCUCAGAGAUAUGAACAAGAAGUCAUGGAGUUUGGCACUCCUUCGGUAAUGUUCACGGUAUUAACAACGCUCGCACAACUCAAUCUGUUCAGCUGCACUCUGGGGAUAAGGAAGGUAGUCACCGAUGAUGUUCCGAUAAAGAUUUUGGACCAAUUUGGUUUACAAAUGAUUCUGUCCAGUGUUUUGGUGUUGUUGAACCUGCCUAUAUACCAAGGGCUCUUCUUUAGGAAGGACACUGGUAAAAUGCCUUCCUCUGUAACAUACAAAUCAAAUGUUUAUGCUCUUUUGGCUUGCACAAUAGCCAUGUACUAGGACUGAAAUUUAAAUUUUGAAAAG
This is a messenger RNA of Hibiscus syriacus, 2372 nucleotides long. RefSeq names its product cellulose synthase-like protein E1. Gene Ontology annotation, molecular function: mannan synthase activity; cellulose synthase (UDP-forming) activity. Lineage: Eukaryota; Viridiplantae; Streptophyta; Magnoliopsida; Malvales; Malvaceae. The transcript has 8 exons. Bases 138 to 2348 code for a protein of 736 amino acids. Gene Ontology annotation, biological process: cellulose biosynthetic process; plant-type primary cell wall biogenesis. The record is from RefSeq and is a predicted model, not a curated record. Gene Ontology annotation, cellular component: trans-Golgi network; plasma membrane.